CUGUGCGUACGUGGGAGGUGUUUUCUUUUUUUGGUGUGUGUGUUUUUUUUUGGUUCCUGCUUUUGAGGUGGGUUGUCUCUAUGCUCCAUCGUGAGAAUGCCCUUUGCAAAACCAGCCGCCGCCAGAGUUUUGCGUGGAGAGGAGGAGCUGCAGGAAGGCGGCCAGAAUUCAAGGCGCAGCCCCUGAACGCAAGACGCUUUUGCCAGCCUGGCGUUCCACCCCACCCCACCCCCCGCCAGAUGUAUCGAGACUACAACUCCCAUCAGCGCACGGGGCGCAAGAAAGACUGACACGUGGCUCUCCCCUCCCAUUUCCUGCAAACCUCCUUCCUUUUCCGCGCGAAACCCCCGACCUGCCUAGCAACUGCUGACGCGGGCAAAGGGGCGCCUUUUCCCCAUUGGCCGAAGGUCCUCUCUUCCGCGCGCAGGUUUCCGUGGCUGGUCCCUGCUUCCCAUCCUCCGCGCAGCUUCUUGGCUUUCAAUACCACACAUCCCAGGUGUUCGCCUUUGGCCUUUUUGGAACCAGAUGCAGAGCACGGAAUAAAGAUGGCAGAGGAAAGCCUUGAAACACAGAGGGGGCACAAGAUCAGGAACAGUGGAGGAUUCUGGGAAAGAACCAUGCAGAAGAUUCUGGGCAAUGACAACACCAGCUCAGGCGCUGAGUGUCAGUGCUUCAGGGAGUUUAGCUACCAAGAGGCCGAGGGCCCCCGAGAGGUUUGCAGCCGACUCCACAGUCUCUGCCGUCGGUGGCUGAAGCCAGAAAGGUACACCAAGAGUCAGAUGUUGGACCUGGUGAUCCUGGAGCAGUUCCUGGCUGUCCUCCCCCCGGAGAUGGAGAGCUGGGUCAGGGAGUGCGGAGCGGAGACCAGCUCCCAGGCGGUGGCCCUGGCAGAAGGCUUCCUCCUGAGCCAGGCAGAGGGGAAGAAGCGGAAACAGGCAGAAGAAAUAGUGGCAGAUCCAGCUACCAACUUGGCAGAGGCAGAGGCAGCCCCGUUGGCCACAACCCUGAGGCCACCUUGCAGGUGGAUCGUGCAGGAGGGCGGUGGAGGUGCCACCUUGCCAGGAAGUGGCACAACCCUGGCAAUUUCUCCCGCGGUUGGUGGAGGGGAAGGAGUUGCUGCUCAGUCAAAGAAGGCUCCGGUGCGCUUUGAGGAGGUGGGUGUCUACUUCACAGAGGAGGAGUGGGAUCUGCUGGAUCCGGGCCAGAGAGCUUUGCACGGGGAAGUCAUGGAGGAGAACUGGGGGAACCUGGAGUCUGUUGCAGGUGCUGAAUGGGAGACUGAGACUGAGGGUGAACCACACAGCAUGUCUUUGGAAGCUGGGUGUAUAGACGGGAAAGCUCAGAGAAGGCAAAUGGAACCAGAAGAGAAGGACAAUUCCUUUGCUUCUCAGUAUAGCGACUUGUGUGAAAUCCCAGCCGAAGACCGAGAGAAGAAAAGUAUUCAGUGCAGUGUGUGCGAGGAAAUAUUUAGUUGUGAAUCAAGCCUUAAUGCUCACAUGAGAAUCCACAUGGAGGAGAAAACAUAUAAAUGCCCGGUCUGUGAGAAGAGCUUCAGCUGUAGCGCACAUGUUCGUGAACAUCUAACAGUCCACAUAGCAGAGAAGCCAUAUCAGUGCUGGGACUGUGGACAGAGCUUCCAACACAGCACAAGUUUUACACGGCACUUGACGAUCCACACUGGGGUGAAACCGUAUAACUGCUCUGAGUGUGGGAAGAGCUUCCGCCUGAGGGCGUACCUUAAUUCACAUCAGAAACUCCAUACGGGGGAUAGACCAUACGACUGCUCCAAGUGUGGGAAGAGUUUUGUGAGCAGUGCGCACCUUCGGUCGCAUCAGAGAAUCCAUAGCGAGGAAAAAACGUACAAAUGUUUGGAGUGUGGAAAGGGCUUCAGGCAGCGGAUACACCUUAGGUCACAUCAGGUAAUCCACACGGGGGAGAAGCCACAUAAAUGCUCCGAGUGUGGAAAGUGCUUCACUCACUGCAAAAGCCUCACACGGCACCUCCUCACAAUCCAUACAGGCGAGAAGCCGUACAAAUGCUCAGAGUGUGGAAAGAGCUUCAACCACAGCAUGAACCUUAAGUUACAUCAGAGAAUCCAUACAGGGGAGAAGCCGUAUGAGUGCUUGGAGUGCGGGAAGAGCUUCAGCUGGAGGACCUCUUUUACUUCGCAUCAAAAGAUCCACAUGGGGAUGAAGCCGUACAAGUGCUCCGAAUGUGGAAGGAGCUUCCGUAACCACAUCAGCUGCAUACGUCAUCAAAGUGUGCACACUGGAGAGAAGCCGUACACAUGCUCGGAGUGCGGGAAGAGUUUCAGUCACAACUCUAGCCUUACCGAACAUCAGAAAAUCCACACAGGGGUGAGGCCGUAUAUAUGCUCAGAGUGUGGAAAGACUUUCAUCCGGAGACUACACCUUACAAGCCAUCAAAGAACCCAUACGGGAGAGAAACCAUAUAAAUGUUCGGAAUGUGGAAAGCGAUUCAGCCAGAGCUCGAGCCUUAAUGUACACCGAAGAAUCCACACGGGAGAGAAACCGUAUACGUGCUCGGUGUGUGGGAAAAGCUGCAGCCAGAGGUCAAACCUUAAUGUACACGAAAGAAUUCAUAAAGGGGUGAUUCCUGUCAAUUCUGCCGAUGCCUGUGAUGUAGAAAGAAUUUCAGUUACGGAACAGGCCUUCAAAGUAGAGGAUCCAUACAUCGGAUAUGGAAUCUAAAUGACUCGAGAGCUUAUCUGUCUAAUCAAAUCUGCGAUCCUUGAGAGGAAAUGCAGAGAAACCGUAUAAAUGCUCACAAUACAACAAAUUGUAUGUUGGCUCCCCAACAUUGCUAAUGAGAGAAUGAUUAUGGGGAGCAAACAUCUAUCAGGAGCCAACAUCUUCCAUGUCAUCCUCUGAUCAAAGGCUCCUCUGGCCACCUGGGCAGAAUAAACUUUCCUAAUUCUUCCAAGUGACCACCUGUACAUCUGCAGUUGCAAAGAUGGUUCCUAUACUGUCCUGUGCCAUUUUAAUCUGAUAACUUCAUGCCAUUGUGACAUUUCUGAGAAGGUAGAAGUUUCAGGUGCUGAGCUUUUUUGUAGGAAGGAGGUCAUGGAGAUUGAUUUUAUAUGGUUUUAAUGUUUAUUAUUAUUAUUAUUUAGUUAUUAGUUUGAUUUUAUAUUUUAUGUAGCCUGUCUCAAGAUCCCUUAAAUUAGGGGUGGGAACCUCAGGUCCAAGAGCUGAAAGCACUCUGUCCGGCCUGCAGGAAACUCCCUCAGCCCAUGCUCCUGUUUCACAUUCUUCCUUGAGUGGUUUUUGCCACACUUGGGUCUGUCCCUGAAUUCUGAUAAUGCCUCUUCUUGGCUUGGAUGGAAGGCAGAGCAGGGCUUGUGCUGAAACUAGCCUAAUGUACAAAAGGUAAAAUGUUCGUUUCCUGAUCUUCCCACGUUCACCUCUGGCCACACGCCCAUCACUGGCCUCUGAAAGGUUACCCAGAAGGAAAUGUGGCUCUUGGGCUCUUGGAAAAAUGUCCCCCACCCCUCUGUUGCUCAGAUGCAGGCAGGACCCAUCCCACCUGAGCAGUUGACGAAAGAAGUCUUGCUAUUUUAGAGUAGUGCAGGGCCUACGGUGGGCGAUGGGUUCAUCUAAAAAUGUAAAAAUCGUGAAAGUGCGGGAUCCACUUUUCUCCGUAACCGCUUGACCGAUCGUCCUGAAAUUUUGACACAACGAUCCAGGCCACUCCCCGAGCGUUGUUAGAAAACCCCCCCUCAAAUCUCACACCUCUGCAGGUACAAACCUCUGUUUCAACAAAGUAAAACAGCGCCCUCAAGUGGAUUUCCUCCCACAGUGCACCCCCUCCCUUCCUGUGAAAUCUACACCACACCCACAAACCCUGCCUCCACCACGAGAUCCACCACUCACAUCCAUCCAUCCGGCAGAGGUAUUGAAGACCAAACCAACUGAAAACAGGCCUUUUGCAGCAACAAUGCCCAACAUUGCCAAGUGGAGGUAGGGGCCUGCCUGGGGGGGGGGGAAUGGGGGGCCGAAUAGGGGGCAGGGAUAGGUAAUGGGUCAGAACAGGGUGGGGGGAGACACAGGGAUGAAACCUGCCCUCUCCACAGUAUCUCGCCUUGACUCAGGGGGACUCUGAGGCUCAGGGGGAUCUGAAGAGGGGCUAUUACCCUCCAUUUCACAGACUAACGCACAGCAACGCGUGCAGGGCCAGUUAGUAGAGUCAUAAAAUUGAAGAGUUGGAAGGGACCACCUUAAGAAAUAGCUCCGUUUGAAGACUUAUGGAGAAGGCUCAGAGGAGAGUUUUCUCUGGGGCAGCCCUUAAAGCAACCUUUCUCACCAGGUGUUCUUGGACUACAGCAGGUAGGUCCAACUCCCAAGAGACUGUGAUCUACUCCCAGUAUAAAGAAGCUUGCAGUGAUCUACCCAUUGACAUUGGAGGGAGGAGUAGUGUGGGUGGGUGGAAGGAAGGAAGGAAGGGGAGAAUUGAGCAGAGUUGUUGAGUUUUUUUGUGCAGGGGAUUGCCCUGCACAGAGUUGUUUAGCUUUUGGGGGGAUGAGCUUUUUGGGUGGAUGAUCCCACAAUCUACCAGGAUCAACCAGGGAUCUACCAGUAGAUGGUGAUCUACUGGUUGGACAUGCCUGGACUACAGGAUCUGUUUUCAGGGAUAGUGGAAGUUGUAGUCCAGGCAUGUCAAGCCUGCGGCCCUCCAGAUGUUUUGGACUACAAUUCCCAUCUUCCCCAACCACUGGUCCUGCUAGCUAGGGAUCAUGGGAGUUGUAGGCCAAAACAUCUGGAGGGCCGCAGGUUUGACAUGCCUGUUGUAGUCCAACAGAUCUGGGGGACCCACGUUUGCCCUAAAUUGUGGAAUUCCCUCUUCACAGUUGUGUCUGGAGAGUUAAAGUAUGUUUGUUGGGACCCCUCUCUUCUGUUUUGUUUAAUCUAUGCAGCUCUGCUUCUGCUUAGAACUGCUCUAUUGCUUUACAUUUUUAUAAUUGUACGAAAAGUUUUGCUUAGGUUUUUAUAUAUAUAUAAUUUUGUACAUUUAUAUUGUUGUAACUUGCCCUAGGAACUUGUGAAGGAUAGAGAAGCAGUCAAAUAAACAGAACGUCAGAAUUUAGCAGACUUCAGGCUUGCAGGAUCUGCUUUGUUUCUCACUUGAACCCCCAGGUCCACCAAGGGGAACCUGGUGCAAAAUAAUAGGUAGUGGUUGGAGGACAUCAUAGAAUUGUAGAGUUGGAAGGGGGCCAAAGGUCAUCUAGUCCAACCCCCUGCAAUGCAGGAAUCUCAGCUAAAGUAUCCAUGACAGAUGGCCAGCCAACCUCGGCUUAAAAACCUCCAAGGAAAGAGAGUCCACCACCUCUCAUGGGAGUCUGUUCCGCUGUUGAACAGCUCUUCCUGUCAGAAAGUUCUUCCUGAUGUUUAGUUGGAAUCUCCUUCCUUGUAACUUAAAGCCAUUGGUUUGAGUCCUACCCUCCGGAGCAGGAGAAAACAAGCAUGCUCCCUCUUCCAUGUGACAGCCCUGGAGAUAUUUGAAGAUGGCUAUCCUAUCUCCUCUCAGUCUCCUCUUUCCCAGGCUAAACAUGUCCAACACUUUCAACCAUUCCUCAUAAGGCUUGCUUUCCAGACAUCAUAAACUCCCUGCAAUUGGGUCAGGCCAGUGGCCCAUCGAGUCCAGCAUCCUGUUUUCACUGUGAGCAACCAGAUGCCCCCAAGGGAAGCCCCUAAGUAAGGGUGGCGCUAUGAGCUGAUCUUUUUCUGGCGUUCAUUGCUGUAAUUGAUGGCAUCAGUGAGGUUGGCAUAACUUGGUAUAAAAAGAGAGCCCCAUUACGACACACUUUAAUCCUGGUGCUAGUCCUUCUCUUAAACAUGACUUGGAAAGGUGGUGAGUACCGUAUAUACUUGAGUAUAAGCCGACUUUUUCAGCACAUUUUUUAUGCUAAAAAGCCCCCCCUCGGCUUAUACUCUGGUGAGGCGGGCGGCUGUGGCAGAGGGACGAGUGGCCCAAAAGGCGCCCUUAUGGGCUGCUCCGCUGGUUUAUGGUGUGGUGAACCGGCUUAUACUUGUGUCAAUAAGUUUUCCCAGUUAGGGGGGAGGGGUAAAAUUGGGUGCCUCGGCUUAUAUUCGGGUCGGCUUAUACUCAAGUAUAUACGGUAAAUAUCCUGCCCUUUUAAUACCUAAAGUAUUAAAAUCAAAACACUAAAGAAGGUAAAGGACCCCUGGAUGGUUAAGUCCAAUCACAUUCGGCUAUGGGGUGCGGCGCUCAGCUCGGUUUUCAGGCUGAGGGAGCUGGCAUUUGUCCGCAGACAGCUUUCCGCGUCAUGUAGCCAGCAGGACUAAAAUGAUUUUGUCACAAUGGGAUACCGGGAUGAGUGGCAGAGCACACGGAAACGCCGUUUACCUUCCCACCGCAGCAGUACCUAUUUAUCUACUUGCACUGGCAUGCUUUCGAACUGCUGGGUUGGCAGGAGCUGGGACAGAGCAACAAGAGCUCAACCCGUCUGCGGUGAUUCGAACCCCCGACCUUCCGAUCAGCAAGCCCAAGAGGCUUUGUGGUUUAGACCACAGCACCACCCAUGUCCCUUUCAAACACUAAUCUAGGGGUCAGCAACCUUUUUCAGCCGUGGGCCGGUCCACCAUCCCUCGGACCAUGUGGUGGGCCAGACUAUUUUGAGGGGGAGGAAAUGAACGAAUUCCUAUGCCCCACAAAUAACCCAGAGAUGCAUUUUAAAUAAAAGCACACAUUCUACUUAUGUAAAAACACGGUGAUUCCCGGACCAUGGGCCGGAUUGAGAAGGCGAUUGGGCCUUAGGUUGCCUACCCCUGCACUAAUCUCAUGUUAUCAGCAAAAUAUAAUUAUCACCUUCUGUAGGAAAGACUAGAGUUCUACACAGACAAUGGAAUCUUCUUCCCCAAGUAAAGUCAUAAUUCAGGAAGGAUACAAGGAUGCAAACUGGAUAUGGUAAAACAAAAUAGCAAACAGACAGGAAAUAAAGGAAUAGAGGUAUUAUAUGGUUCACCCAUCCUCUCUUAGUCUUACCCAUAAAGGAACACGGGCCCAGCUCUUUCACUUAACUUGGAUCCCACACGAUUUAGGGCUUUAUAGGCUGUAUUAUCACCUUUCAGAAACUGAAAUAUUAUUUCGGCAGAGUGCUCCGCUUAGCAACACAGCAGCCAUGUUCUGCACUAUCUGCAGCCUCCAGGCUGUCUUAAAGGGGAGCCCUACAUAGAUUGCAUUGCAGUAGGCGAGGGGGAGCUCAGUAAAGCCUAGAUGACGGAGUACAGACUAAUCGAGUCCAGGAACCAGGCCAUAACUGGUGAGCUAGCCUAAACUUGGCAUAAGCACUUCUAGCCACAGAAGCCACUUGAGCUUCCAUUAUUGAAGACUGGAGUCCAGGACUACAACCAAACUAUGAAUUCAAUCUUUCAGGAGGAAUGCAACCCCUCCCAGAACAGGAUGCGUCCCUAAUUUCUGGACAUGGGAACCACCAUCCUCCCCUAGUACUUCAAUCUUAGCAGAAUUCAGCCUCGUUUUAUUGGCCCCAGUCCAGUCUAUUCUGGUAGCCUAAGGACAUACAGGUUUUGAUAACUUAAAGGUAAAGGGACCCCUGACCAUUAGGUCCAGUCGUGACCAACUCUGGGGUUGCGGCGCUCAUCUCGCGUUAUUGGCUGAGGGAGCCAGUGUACA
Molecule: messenger RNA, 7671 nt
Organism: Zootoca vivipara (common lizard)
Lineage: Eukaryota; Metazoa; Chordata; Lepidosauria; Squamata; Lacertidae
Biological process (GO): regulation of transcription by RNA polymerase II
Molecular function (GO): RNA polymerase II cis-regulatory region sequence-specific DNA binding; DNA-binding transcription factor activity, RNA polymerase II-specific
Source: RefSeq, a predicted model, not a curated record